This is a messenger RNA of Closterium sp. NIES-67, 3799 nucleotides long. NCBI's taxonomy places the organism in Eukaryota, Viridiplantae, Streptophyta, Zygnematophyceae, Desmidiales, Closteriaceae. The record is from the annotation of a GenBank genome assembly.
CUGGCUAAACAGGGAUACAUCUGCACUUUCACUGAGGGAGGGUGUACUGUUAGAAAGGGUGAAGCUGUGGUGAUGGAGGCAAAGCUGGACAAGGGUUUAUACCUUGUUCCAGCUUGUGUGCCUCAUUGUUACAAGGCACAUAUGGUUUUUUCUGAGGAAGCCGCUUGUAGCACUCGCUGGAGGCAGGUGGAAACAGUGUCACCUGAGUUGCUACACCUUCGCAUGGGGCACGCGGGGAAGCAGCAACUGCUGGAGUGUGUGAAGAAGGGGGAGCUGAAGGGGGUGGAGGUCAAGGAAGGAGCUGGGCAGCAGAGCAAAUGUCCCGACUGCACGUCUGGAAAGCUGCCUAGAACCUCAUUCCCUAUCUCCUCUGAUCAUGCCUCGACUCCCCUUGAGCUGGUGCACACGGAUGUGUGUGGACCGAUGCAAACUCCUGACCGGGAAAAGGGCAACAGAUACUUUGUCACCUUUCUUGAUGACUUCAGUCGACUUAGCUGGGUCAUCUUGGUGAAGACCAAGGAUGAGGUGGCAAAGGUGUUUAGGCGGUGGAUACGCUAUGUGGAGAGGGAGUCAGGGGCCAAGGUGAAGGGGUUAAGGUCAGAUCGGGGUGGAGAGUACCUUGGGAAAGAACUUCAAACCUUCUUGGAUGAAAAGGGUAUUACCCACCAGCUCUCUGUACCUUACACGCCGCAGCAAAAUGGGGCAGCGGAGCGGCUUAACAGGACCUUGACCGAUUUGGCUCGGGCCAUCCUUUCCCAUGCCGAGCUUGAUAACACUUGGUGGGGGGCAGCAGUGCAGUAUGCCAACUGGGUGAAGAACAGGAUGGGCAGCAAGGGGCUUGGAGGCAAGAGCCCAUACUCCUUAUGGACAGGGAAGGUGCCGAAUGUUUCCAUGGCACGAGUGUGGGGGUGCAUGGCACAGUAUAAGGUACCUGACCAGCAAAGGAGGAAGCUAGAUCCUAAGGCACAGUGGGGGAUCUUCCUUGGGGUUUCUGAGAGGAGCAAGGCUUGGGUGCUGUGGAGUGUAGCUGACCAGCGUAUGAUGGAGAGCCGUGAUGUGGUUUUCCAUGAGGGGCUGAAUUUUAAGGGGUGGAAGGAGCAUGGUACAAGCCAAAGUGGGACUUCCAUUCAAGACCCUCAAACGGCUUCUAUCUUUGAGGGGGCAUGGGAGGACCCUGGAGAUGAAGGGGAGGAGCAGCAGGAGGAGCCAGAACCAGCUGAUCCUAACCAUGAGGAGUCCCGAGAGACAGAUUCUACCCCUCAGCCAGCCACGCAGGCCGAUGCGCGUGAUGAUCAGCCGGAGCAGCAUGUGCCUUCAACUCCAUCGAGAAGCAGUUGGCAGCAGUUGUUGAACCAGCAGCUGUCCAAGACUCCAAGGACUCCAAUGAAGAGGGUGACUUGGGAGGAGAAGCUGCGGAGGCUGGAAGAAGGAGAGGCAACACCUCUGCGACACAGUGCUCGAAUUUCCCAGCCACCUGAAAGGUUUUCACCGGGGCACAUUGCACGCAUGCAUGAUCAUCUUGUGUCUGAUUUGGAUGAUUGCAUGCUUGUGGACAUGCAUGGGCAUGCGUAUGCUCUUGAUGUGUGUCUAAUGGGUCAGGUGCAUGAGCCUAGGUCAGUCCAUGAGGCGCUGAACCGUCCCGAAUGGGUUGAGUCUAUGCAUGAGGAGCUUGAGUCUCACAAGGUAAAUGGAUCAUUUGAGCUGGUUGAUCCAGCCGUGGUACCACCUGGUUUGGAGGUCCUCAGGUGUCAAUGGGUUUGGAAAUACAAGCAUAACCCUGAUGGUACCAUUGAGAGGCCUAAGUCCAGAUUGGUGGUGAUGGGAAACACGCAGAAAUUGGGAGUACACUAUGAAGAAGUGUACUCUCCAGUUGGGAAGCAUGCGACCUUGAGAGGUAUGCUUGGAAUUUCAGCUGCUUUGGGGCUUGAUAUCCAUCAUAUGGAUGUCAAGACAGCCUUCCUCCAUGGGGAUUUGGAGGAAGAGCUUUACAUGCGGCAGCCCCCUGGUUUUGAUGAUGGGUCUCACCGAGUGUGUCGCCUCAAAAAGUCCAUUUAUGGGCUAAAGCAAGCCCCACGACAGUGGUACCUAAAAUUUGAUGAGGCUCUCAUGGAUUUUGGGUUUGAGAGAUCUGAGUGUGACCCUACCUUAUACCACUUUGUGAGAGAUGAGGAGCGGAUCUCCUUAUUCCUCUAUGUGGAUGACCUUUUGCUCCUAUGCUCUAGCAAGGCUUUGCUAGAUCGAGUGAAAGACUUCUUGUCCUCGCGUUUUCGCAUGAAGGACUUGGGGGAGGUGAAGUACUACUUGGGAAUGCAAAUUGAGCGUGAUGAGACUGGUAUCUUGAUUCAUCAAGAGAGGUACAUUCUUAACAUGCUUCAGUCCUUUGGUCUCUCAGAGGCCAACCCCGUGCGUACUCCUCUCCCAACAGGCUUUGAUGUGCAUGCCUAUGAGGAUGAACCCUUGCUGCAAGAUGAGCUGGCCAAGCUCUACCAAAGCAUUGUGGGAUCCCUCAUGUAUGCUUGUACUACCACACAGCCACAGAUUGCCUUUGCAGUCUCACAGCUAUCUAAGGUCGCCUCUUGUCCUAAAAUGUUUCACUUGCAGGCCGCUAAGAGAGUGCUGAGGUACCUGAAAGGUGGUGUCAAGUCAGGUAUCUUCUUCCAAACACAGCCCCAGUCUCAGGUCCAGCUAGUUGGCUUCAGUGAUGCUGACUAUGCUGGAGAUUCCGCAAGUCGCAGGAGCCACAGUGGGUAUGUGUUUUGUCUGAAUGGGGCAGCUAUCUCUUGGCAGAGCAAGAGGCAGCCCGUGGUAGCACUCUCUACCACUGAGAGUGAGUAUAUAAGUCUGUGUCAGUGCAUUCAGGAGGGUGUCUGGCUGAGGCGUUUGCUUGGGGAGUUUGGCCAUGAUCAUGCUGGUGGUGUGCCUGUGUUUGUGGAUAAUCAGUCUGCCAUUGCCCUUGCACAGAAUGCAUGCUUGCAUGGCCGCACCAAACACAUGCAGGUCCGGUGGCAUUUCAUUCGGGAGAUGGUAGCUGCGGGUGAGGUGAUUUUGCAGUGGUGCCCCACCAACCGUCAGGCCGCUGAUAUUCUUACCAAGUCUCUUCCAUUUGAGCGUCAUGGUGUGUGCAUGACCUUGCUCGGGAUGCAGCCCCAUGAUGACAGAGUUCCCGCAGCAGAUGCCGGCGUCUUGGUGCUCCUCUCCUUGGCGGACUCCAUGCUCUGGGUGGCCCCAACCCAUGGGCAAGGGGGAGUGGUGUGAAGUCUUUUGCCCUAUGGUGUUGAGCCACACCCAGCACGAGCAAGGGGGAGUGAUAAAUGUGUAGUGUUCUGUGGUGUAGUUUGCUCUAGCUGGUUGUGGGCUAUUGGGGUUUGGGCAAAAGAUGUGGGUUGGUUGGCUAGGUUUGAUCUCGUUACCUUUCCAACCCAUACAACCCCAAACCCACUACAACAUCUGUCAUGUUGCAGAUGUGGCACUUGGGAGUGUUAGGGUUUGGUCCAGGGCGAGGGUUGGUGGUGUUUGACAAUCUCAUUCUCGAACUUUUCCAGAUCGAACUGCUUCCCUUCUCGUUUUUACUAGGUGAUUCAUGGCUGCCUAGCCAAAUUACCAGAAUAUCCCCUCACAAUGAUUUCGUCAUAAUCGGCGGCUCAGAUCUUGGUUAUGAACGUGCUUUAUCAUUCUGGAAAGUAGAGAUUAAGACCUUUCCAACGCAUAUAAGCUCAUUUCUAGAAGUUACUUGAGCUGCACGCAAUGUUCUGUUGAGAUCGUCACACUUAAUCUCUAAUUAGUUCUCUCCAGAUUUGCA